Candidula unifasciata is the source of this 1484-nucleotide messenger RNA. Lineage: Eukaryota; Metazoa; Mollusca; Gastropoda; Stylommatophora; Geomitridae. The record is from the annotation of a GenBank genome assembly.
GAAUGGGCAGUGGAAUAGCAUCUUCUGGCUACCCAUCCAGCAUGAACCCGAUGGGUCCCUCCAUGUCACCCAUGCCGUCAGCAAUGUCUGCUAUAGGUGGAGGCAUGGGCUACUCUCCUCAAGCCAUGGGUGGAAUGGCCGCCAUGGGAGGCAUGGGAUCAAUGGGCGGCAUGGGGUCUAUGGGGUCUAUGGGAUCAAUGUCCGCAAUGGGAGGAUAUGGGGCCAUGUCUGGUAUGAACGCCAUGGGAGGAAUGAACGGAAUGUCGGCUAUGUCAGGAAUGUCCUCAAUGAACGGCAUGAACAGAUCUCUUGACCCCAAUCUUAUGUCUAAUGGCGCCUUAAACAGACCCAGGACUGAUAAGAACUACAGGCGGGCUUACACGCAUGCCAAGCCGCCUUACUCGUAUAUCUCUCUGAUCACCAUGGCAAUACAGCAGUCACAGAACAAAAUGUGCACCCUGAGUGAGAUUUAUCAGUUCAUCAUGGACCUCUUUCCGUUCUACAGACAGAACCAACAACGCUGGCAGAAUUCCAUACGCCAUAGUCUCUCUUUCAAUGACUGUUUUGUUAAGGUCCCAAGGACCCCUGACAGACCCGGAAAAGGAAGUUACUGGGCUCUGCAUCCGGAUUCAGGAAACAUGUUCGAAAAUGGCUGUUAUCUGCGUCGACAGAAAAGAUUCAAAUGCCCUAAAAAAGAAAUGAUACGCCAGACUUCAACUCCAAGUCGAGGGCGAGACGAUUCAGGCACCAAUCCAGAUGACAGCCUGCCCUCUGGGGAUGACCACAGUCCAAUGAGCUCACCUAUACCCGGAACUCAUUCGCACCACGGCCAGACUCACGCCGCACCACAUACAUCUCCAAGACCACAGGACCACCACCAACAGACCCAGCUUCACCAACCGCAGCAACACUCUCAGAUACAUCCUCAACAACAACAGCAGCAGCAGCAGCAGCAUCAAUCUGCAUCGUCCAUACAGCCAAAGACUGAAGUGAUAAAUGCCAGUCCACAUCCUCAAGAAAUGUCUCACCCACCUCCUUCUCAGAGUCUCCCGCCCCAGGUGUCCUGCCAUACCCCUCUUUCAUCACAGAACUCUCUGGCGUCUUAUCACCACCCGCCUCCAACUGCGGACUUGUCAAAUAUUAGGCCUCUUAACCCACAUGACUACGGAUCUCAGCUGACGCAUCAAUCUCUAGGUCUUUAUCAUACUACCGGGCAUUAUGUUCAUCACCCACACCACAAUCCUCACCAUCAGGCAGGCUUGCACCAGCUGCACCCAAACCACUCCUUCAACCACCCGUUUUCCAUCACCAAUCUCAUGUCAGAAAGCAAACUAGACAUGAAAACCAUGUAUGACAUGGGCUAUAACUCCUACGCGCAGAUGUCGCCUCUCACCAUGUCCAAAGACGCCUCACCUCCAGUGAUGUCAAACCACCACGAUGCUGGUGGUUAUUAUAAAUCAUAUCAGUCAACAGUGGACUUAUGA